Messenger RNA from Heterobasidion irregulare TC 32-1, 648 nucleotides. RefSeq lists its product as uncharacterized. The transcript has a single exon. Lineage: Eukaryota; Fungi; Basidiomycota; Agaricomycetes; Russulales; Bondarzewiaceae. The record is from RefSeq and is a predicted model, not a curated record. The coding region runs from base 1 to 648 and encodes 215 amino acids.
AUGAUCUUUCCCGGCCCUUCGCAUAUCGCUGUGGCGCGCAAAGAGAUCAACGCGGCCACGAGCCCCAGCUCCGCCACAGCCAACGCGAUCGCGAGCAGCAGCCACCCACCGGUCAGCCUCCCACGCAACAAGCGUUACGGGACCAUUCUCUUUCCUGAGGACGCACCUCGUCGGCGUAAGCUAAGUGCUGCGCAAGAAGUUAUCGCCAAAACGCGCGCGCAGUGGGCCGCUGCUGACACAAGCCAGCACAAUCACGACCACGACCAUGCGCCACGCCUCGCGGAAGCAUCGGGGAACAGCACCGACCAGCUCAAGGCAAAGAAUAACGCCCAGAUACUAGACAACCUGGCAAAGAAAGCAACCCUACACCACCACCAAGAGUUCCUAUACUUAUUACCACUAUUGUCUCCAUUACUAACUCAGACAAGGAUGAUAGAUCCUUUGGAGGCUUCCAAAGGCAAGGAACAGAAAACACCCAAGGAAAGCAGAUAUAAUGGAGGAACUCUAGAAACACACUUUAGGCCGAGACCCUUGAUGACAAACAUAUUAGGAAUCUUGACGAUUCUACAAGCUGAGUUCCAAACAAUUUUGGAGCUCCAGAAAUCCCUGGAACUAUUACUUCAAAGAGACUAUUGGCAAGAGGUCUAG